AUGCAGGUUCGCGAGACUCGGAACCAACAAUGGCAAAGACCUUCCAACCCCCAACUGGCCGUCAGCAAUCCCUCGAUCCACACAAGCAUCUUCGGCGUUGUUGAGCCGUUGAAGAAUAUGUCGCCAGGAUCGUCUGGUCUCGUCCAAUGGGCGGCCACCGGCUUCUUGAUUCGUUGCGCCUGCAGCGAAUGCAAUGUGACCUCGAGCUCUCGUUCCUUGCACGGGAAUACCAUUUCGGAGAAAGACGCAAUCUCGAGCCAAAGUUGUCGAGGUCCAGAGCAUGCAGGAGAAAGGCGCUGA
This is a messenger RNA of Colletotrichum siamense, 300 nucleotides long. RefSeq lists its product as uncharacterized. The record is from RefSeq and is a predicted model, not a curated record. The transcript is spliced from 2 exons. NCBI's taxonomy places the organism in Eukaryota, Fungi, Ascomycota, Sordariomycetes, Glomerellales, Glomerellaceae. The coding region runs from base 1 to 300 and encodes 99 amino acids.